UUCUGACUUGACAUCUGCACGCUGUGACAUUAAUAAGUUACCCAUAAGUCUUGAGUUCUGAACUCUCAUCUCAGUCUUUAGUUUUGAAUAUUGUAGUUUGUUGGGCGUGAUGUGUCCAGACACUUGUUGAACCUUAACUGUUGAGCAGGACAGCGGUAACGGCAAACUGGGGCUGGGAGAAUUUGCAACACUGUGGAAGAAGAUUCAGAAAUACCUGUCCAUCUAUAAGAGCAAUGACAUGGAUGGGUCUGGCUGUAUGAGCACACCAGAGAUGAGGAUGGCCUUGAACAAAGCAGGUUUCAGCCUGAACAACACUCUCCACCAGGUUUUGGCAGCUCGGUACGGAGAGGCCGACAUGACCAUUGACUUUGAUAACUUCGUGGCUUGUGUCAUGCGCCUGGAGAUGAUGUUCAAAGUCUUCAAGAAGCUUGACAUGGAUGACACUGGAUUCAUUGAAUUGGAUUUCUACCAGUGGGUGUCAUUUUCCAUGAUCUAGAAGAUGGCAGCACAAGACCGUUCUCUCAGACCGUUCUCCCAGACCGUUCUCUCAGACCGUUCUCUCAGACCGUUCUCUCAGACCGUUCUCACAGACCGUUCUCCCAGACCGUUCUCUCAGACCGUUCUCUCAGACCGUUCUCUCAGACCGUUCUCACAGACCGUUCUCACAGACCGUUCUCACAGACCGUUCUCCCAGACCGUUCUCCCAGACCGUUCUCCCAGACCGUUCUCCCAGACCGUUCUCCCAGACCGUUCUCUCAGACCGUUCUCUCAGACCGUUCUCUCAGACCGUUCUCACAGACCGUUCUCUCAGACCGUUCUCUCAGACCGUUCUCCCAGACCGUUCUCCCAGACCGUUCUCACAGACCGUUCUCUCAGACCGUUCUCUCAGACCGUUCUCCCAGACCGUUCUCCCAGACCGUUCUCACAGACCGUUCUCUCAGACCGUUCUCUCAGACCGUUCUCUCAGACCGUUCUCUCAGACCGUUCUCCCAGACCGUUCUCUCAGACCGUUCUCACAGACCGUUCUCACAGACCGUUCUCACAGACCGUUCUCUCAGACCGUUCUCUCAGACCGUUCUCUCACAGACCGUUCUCUCAGACCGUUCUCUCAGACCGUUCUCUCAGACCGUUCUCUCAGACCGUUCUCUCAGACCGUUCUCUCAGACCGUUCUCUCAGACCGUUCUCACAAAGACUGUUCUCUCAGACUGUUCUCUCAAAGACUGUUCUCUCAAAGACUGUUCUCCCAAAGACUGUUCUCCCAAAGACUGUUCUCCCAAAGACUGUUCUCCCAGACCGUUCUCUCAGACAGUUCUCCCAGACCGUUCUCUCAGACCGUUCUCUCAGACCGUUCUCUCAAAGACCGUUCUCUCUCCCAGCAACAAAUAAACCAAAGUGCCUUUUCGAGAUGUUUCUUUUAACACACACUUUAUUACGUAACAGAAUGUUUUAAAGCUUAAUUUUAUGCUUUAUUUGUUUUAUUAGACAAAGCCUAUUGAGAACUGCAGAUUAUAACCUAAACCUACUUUUGUGAUGAAAUGUAAGAGACAUUUCAAUCCUUUUAUGUAGCUUUUUGUUACUUAUAGUUGUGUUUCCUGUUCACCAAAGAUAUAUGUUAAUAAAUGGCAUUGUUUUCCGAG
Messenger RNA from Salvelinus namaycush (lake trout), 1638 nucleotides. Its product is annotated as calpain-1 catalytic subunit-like. The transcript is spliced from 5 exons. Lineage: Eukaryota; Metazoa; Chordata; Actinopteri; Salmoniformes; Salmonidae. The coding region runs from base 239 to 496 and encodes 85 amino acids. The record is from RefSeq and is a predicted model, not a curated record.